AUGGAUGUCAAGGCGGCCCCCAACGGGGUGGCCACCAUCGAGGACCGCAUCCUGCGGAUCACCGGCUACUAUGGCUAUUACCCGGGUUACUCCAGUCAGAAAAGUACCUCCAGAUCAUCAGUUACUCGAUGUAAACCUGGAGCCAACUGCCCCAGUUCACACAGUAGCAUCAGCAGACAACUGUCCCCUCUCUCUGUCACAGAAGAUUCCUCUGCUCCUAUUCUUGAACUUCAGAGUCGAGGAUCCUCUGGAGUUUGUGGACACAGAGCUGAGAGGCAAAACAGAUCAGGGGAUGAUGGAGCACAGACUCAUCCUGAGAACAGCAGCCAAGAAAACAGAAUCAAGGCUCGCUGCCUGUCCUGCAUGUCCAUGGUUCUGAAGGCUGUCUGGGGACUUUUGAUCAUCUUGUCAGUGUCAUCAUCUUGGGUUGGAACCACACAGAUUGUAAAAAUUACUUACAAGAACUUCUACUGUCCAUUUUUCAUGACUUGGUUUUCAACAAACUGGAACAUUAUGUUUUUCCCAGUCUAUUAUUCUGGUCAUCUGGCCACUGCUCAAGAAAAACAAUCUCCAAUGAAAAAAUUCAGGGAAUGCAGUCGAAUUUUUGGUGAAGAUGGUCUGACCUUGAAGCUCUUUCUUAAAAGAACUGCUCCCUUUUCUAUUCUGUGGACUUUGACUAAUUACCUGUAUUUACUGGCUUUAAAGAAGCUGACAGCCACGGAUGUCUCUGCUCUGUUCUGUUGUAACAAAGCCUUUGUCUUCUUGCUGUCAUGGAUCGUGCUGAAAGACAGGUUCAUGGGAGUGAGGAUAGUUGCUGCAAUAAUGGCAAUCACUGGCAUCGUGAUGAUGGCAUAUGCAGAUAACUUCCACGCCGAUUCUAUCAUAGGAGUGGCAUUUGCCGUGGGCUCAGCCUCAACAUCUGCACUGUAUAAGGUUUUGUUUAAGAUGUUUCUUGGAAGUGCUAACUUUGGUGAGGCAGCACACUUUGUCUCUACGUUGGGUUUCUUCAAUUUAAUCUUCAUCUCCUUCACCCCAGUCAUCCUGUAUUUCACCAAGGUGGAGCACUGGUCCUCGUUUGCAGCUCUGCCAUGGGGCUGUCUCUGCGGGAUGGCAGGGCUCUGGCUGGCCUUCAACAUCCUGGUGAAUGUUGGUGUGGUGCUGACAUACCCAAUCCUCAUCUCUAUUGGGACAGUGCUCAGCGUUCCUGGAAAUGCAGCUGUGGAUCUCCUGAAGCAGGAGGUAAUAUUCAAUGUCGUCCGCCUGGCUGCUACCAUCAUCAUCUGCAUUGGGUUUCUGCUGAUGCUCUUGCCUGAGGAGUGGGACGAAAUUACCCUCAGAUUCAUCAACAGCCUAAAGGAAAAGAAGAGCGAGGAGCACGUGGAUGACAUCACCGAUUCCAGUGUCCACCUGCGAAGCAGAAGCAGGGCCAAUGGGGCCGUGUCCAUACCACUGGCUUAA
Molecule: messenger RNA, 1458 nt
Organism: Rangifer tarandus platyrhynchus (Svalbard reindeer)
Lineage: Eukaryota; Metazoa; Chordata; Mammalia; Artiodactyla; Cervidae
Source: the annotation of a GenBank genome assembly